This is a messenger RNA of Melopsittacus undulatus (budgerigar), 3451 nucleotides long. RefSeq names its product TOP1 binding arginine/serine rich protein, E3 ubiquitin ligase (gene TOPORS). Bases 93 to 3236 code for a protein of 1047 amino acids. Gene Ontology annotation, molecular function: ubiquitin protein ligase activity; metal ion binding. Lineage: Eukaryota; Metazoa; Chordata; Aves; Psittaciformes; Psittaculidae. The record is from RefSeq and is a predicted model, not a curated record. The transcript is spliced from 2 exons. Gene Ontology annotation, biological process: protein monoubiquitination; protein polyubiquitination.
AGCGCCCGCGCUGAUGCCGGUGGCGUGCUGGUUGCCGCGGUGGUGGUGAGGGACAACCGUUUCCCCGCAACGCAGCGUUCGCGGCGCCGCCCAUGCCAGAAUCGUUCCGCCCUUUGUCCGAGAGCAGCCGCCGCCGUGGCUCCCCGCCGGGAGAGGAGCGGAGGGAGCCUGCCGGCGCCAGACGUUACCGGAUAUGCCACAGGCUUAAGAGGGCCUCAGCCCCUACGGGGAGCGAGGGCACGGCAGCAAACAUGACUUCAGCAGAUAAGAAGUUUUCAGGAGACAGCAAUGUUUCACCAAAAGCCAGCACAAGCAAGCUGCCAACAGAUGCUUCUCCUGACUCUAAAUGCCCUAUCUGCUUGGAUAGAUUUGACAACGUUUCAUACCUGGAUCGCUGUUUCCAUAGGUUCUGUUUCCGCUGUGUCCAGGAGUGGUCAAAAAACAAAGCAGAAUGCCCCCUCUGCAAGCAGCCCUUCUUUUCUAUUUUCCAUACAAUUCGUGCAGACGAUGACUUCAAGGAGUACAUACUCAGCCCUCUAGAAAAUGGCUCUUUUGCCAGCCCUGAUGGCCAGAGGUUUCGUUACCGUACUACCUUAACGGGGGAUUGUCGCACUGGCCGUUUGCCUUCCCAAAGGAUGCUGUCUCCUCCAGAUAAUUCACUGUUUUCUGCAGUAUCCUUUGGUGAACCAACGCAGCACAGGGAUGGAGAGAUGCAGCAGAUAAGUAGGCCAGCCUCAAGCAGGCAGCCUAGUGCAGACAACAUAACUAAUCAGUGGAUGGCGAUGCAGGACAUGAUCAACUACCGCAGAGCUCUGUACCGUGCUGGUGUGCGUAUUCGUAGCAUUCAGGAUGGUGGCCGCUACAGAGAUAUUUCAGCAGAGUUUUUCCGCCGUAACCCUGCAUGCCUUCACAGAUUGGUCCCUUGGUUGAAGAGAGAACUUACAGUCCUGUUUGGUACCCAUAGAUCUUUUGUUAGUGUUAUACAGCGCAUUAUUAUGAGCAAUGUGACUAAGUAUGAUCUGGAAAGUCAGGCCUUUGCUGAUGUGGUAAGGCCAUUUUUUUUGCAUCGGACUGAACAUUUCUUACAUGAAUUCAUCAGUUUUGCCCGUUGUCCUUUUGACUUAGAAGCAUAUGAUCGACACGCCAAUUAUGAUUGUCCUUCACCAUCGUAUGAUGAAGAAAGCCGCUCAGACUUGUCAGUUAUUACAAUAUCUUCAGAUACAGCUUAUUCUCAAGGCCCAGAUAACAGUUUGUCUGUGACUGGUCUCAGCCAGGCUCCCUGGGAUGAUGAAACUCCCGGGCCUUCCUAUUCCAUUUCAGAAGAGGUUCCUGCAACUCUGGAGAUGUCAGAAAGUUCUGAUGAAGACUCUGCUACAAAGAGUCAAAGAACCAAUUUGCAGACACAAUUACAGGCUAAUGCUGACUCCAACAACAGUGAUUCUUCCUCGGACGAUUGUGUUAUUGUUCGGUAUGUUAAGCCACUAGCUGAGAGGACACCAGAAGUUGUUGAGCUGUCCUCAGACUCCGAGGAACCCAUCAGGGAAGAGAAAAACGAAGAUGUGACGAAACAGCAGCCAGUCCACUGUCGCAGCUGGAGUGAUAGUGAACCAAGCAGGAGUUUAUCGCCACAUUCCACCACAUACAAGGAGAAUGUUGCUAGCCUUAGAAGCUGCUUAUCUCCUGCAGUUGAGAAGACAGAGACAAAAGAUGAUGAGAAGUACAAACAUAAGGUAAAAGAUCCAACUUCACAGGUCUUAAGCUGGAGCCCCCCUCCAGAGAGUGACACAGUGUGCUCCCCUUGGAAUCACAGAUUCUCUAGAAAAGGAAAGUCCAGAAGCCCGCAAUCCUGUUUACAGAGCAGUCGUGGCAGUCAUGGGCAUCGGUCUAGGAGGGAGCAUCAUAGCAAAAGCCAAACUAAAAGGAAACGAUCAAGAAGCAGAGAUAGUAGCAAACGCAGAAGAAAAAGAAGCACCAGGAGGUCAAGAGCCCAUGAAAGCAAAGUUUCUCUAGAAAGCCAAAGAGGCUCUUUUAGUCAUGAGAGCACUCCAUGCAGAGAAGUAAGCAGAUCACGAUCACGUAGCAAAGGCCAUGGCAAGAGGAGAUCAAGAAGUAGAGACAGUGAUCGUUACUAUGUAAAAGACAGUUAUCAAAGUAGACACCAGUGCGGAUAUGCUUUCUGUAGUCGAAAGGUGUUUGGAGAUGGCUAUGAAUCCUCCAGCAGGAGGAAGACUCAAUCUAAUGAUACCUACUCAAGGCAGUCUCCUAGUCCAGAAUAUAGGAUUCGAUCAUUUAUUGAAAGGGCAGAUACACACAGCCAGAGGGGAUUUCGUGAGAGACACUAUUACUGUUAUGAAAGGUGCAGGUCAAGGAGUCGAUCAAGCAACAGGUCAAGGACUCCUCCGAGGGGAACUGAGAGAAUGAAAAGUGAAAAACCUGGUGGAAAAAGGAAGUACAAAACUCGCCACCUGGAGAAUACAUUUACUGAGAGCACAAAUCUAGAAAGAGAAAGUGACCCCGAGAAGACAGUCUCAAAAUUCAGCGACUGCUACAAAAAUGAAUACAGCUUUUCAGACAGUCGAGUAGGCAGCAACAUAAAACAUAAGAAAAAGAAAAAGAAGAUGAGAAGUCCAAGUGUGGAGAUUGUCUAUGAAGGAAAAGCAACAGAUGCCACAAGGCAACUUAAAAAGAAAAAGAAAAAGCAUAAAAAGAAACACCGGAAAUGUCAUACGAGUAACUCAACACACUCUUCUCCACCAGUGAUUACAAUUGAUAGUGAUAGCAGGGAGCUACAAAUUGAUGGAAGUUGCAGUAGUAUUACUUGGACUGGCACCACUCAGAUAAGUGAGAAGGGAAAUGAUUCUCCAUCUUCUGUUCUGGGAAGGAGAGAAUCUGAAGAUGUUUACAGAGUUGUCAAGGAAACUGAAGAAGUAGCCAAAAAGUUCAGUAUUCCUACCAGAAGGGGAAACUUAGAUAGUGACAUUAGAAAUGCUGAAGUUGAACUUCAAGAAACAAGAGCUGAUCAGAAUCUUACCAUGCCAGAGACCAGCAGUAGUACCCCUCACACAGAAAUUCUAACCAGCUACAUUCAAGAAGCACCAGCAGCGCCUUCCAGUCAACUGCCUUCACCCAGGAUUUCCUUCCUAGAGAGUCCUGAGAGACAGCCAUUAAUGCUAAGAGUGCUAAAAGGAUUUGUCAACAGAUCAUCUUGGUUUAAUUUCACAGAAGAAAAACUGUAGCACACUUUCCACAGAACACUUCUUAAAGUCCUGCAUUUGUUAAAACGGCAUUUUUCCUCUUGAGAACAAAAAACCCCCACCCUUACGUGAAUUCUGUUUGUUAAAGGAUGUCUGGGAAAUGUGUAAAACUUUUGAAUGUGUAUGUACUAUUGAGUCAAUAAGGAUGGAAUAUUGCUAGUAUGUAACUUCUAUGGUUUCUCAAAAGACUGGAAGUU